AUGACCGAGUCGCAGACCACCCCGACCCCGGAUCAGGCCUCCAUCGAUGAUCUUACCCCCGAGGAGGCCAACCGCAUCAUCCACUCUCAUCGCAAGGUCCGAUAUGGCACCGCUUGCUGGCCAUGUCGCCAACGCAAGGUAAAGUGCGACAACAAACAACCAUGCGAGAAUUGCGUCAAGCGCGAACACCCACAACUAUGCUCCUACAAACCAAAUCGCACAGCCUCUCACGGCACCAACCAUAAGCCCGCUGGCUCCGUCACAACCGAGGGCGGCAACAGCACCGCCGGCGGUAACGGUGUCGCCGCUACAACCGCGCCGACUACAGCAGGCAACGGCACCGCGUCAUCAACGCUCAACCGCAAACGCCCACACUCGCCCGAAGAUCCCGCCGCGGACGCCGCCGCGGGCCAACCUCCCCUAAAGCAGGAACCCGGCGGCGCGACCUGGCCACGCGCGGCUAUCGGCGUGGUGGACGAGACCGAGGCCCCCGAGGCCGUGACGCGGUAUUUGGGACAGAACAGCAUCCCUUCCUUGCUGAGGGAGCAGUCCGGCGCCAACGAGCUGCAAGAGGGCGUCGAUAUACGGCAGGAUAUGCGGUCCAUUCUCGGGCUUGAUACCUCUGCGCCGUUCCCGCUCAUGUCAUCGAAGCAUCUCGAUAGUCUGACGAGAGAGAUUUCGGCGGAGCUGCCCUCGGACCGGGAAGUUAUGAAACUGUUCCGCACAUACAAAGAAACACCCCAACAAUUCUGGGGCUUCGUCGUCGACAUUGACGACCUAGAGUCCAAGCUCAUGGUCUACCUCGAAGACCGCGCCCGCAACGCAAGCAAUGCCGCCCGCACACCGAAACCCGUGUCCGCCUCGUGGCUCGCCAUCCUCUUUGCAUUGCUGGCCGUCGGUUCACAGUACCACGACUCACCGUAUCAUAUCCGCACGCGGGAUUCCCAAAAGUACAUACAAAUAUCGUUCCAUUUCUUGCGGCUCGGCAACUUUUUACUGCGACCCACAUUCGACUCCAUACAAGCUCUUUUGCUUACCAGCUUCGUCCUCCUCAACGAUAUGAAGGCCGAAGCCUCGUGGGCCCUGCUCGGCCUCACUUGCAGACUGGCCCAGUCUCUCGGCCUGCACCGGCCGAACCCCUCCGACGGUCGGGACAGCGCACGGAACGACGGGCAGUCCAAGGAGAUGAUCCGCCGGAAGCUGUGGUGGACAUGUGUGUGGCACGAUACCCUCACAUCACUAUCGUUUGAUCGUCCACCCAUGACAAACAUUCCCUGCUGCCCGAUCCCAACAGUAGCAACCACCAUCGCCGGCGAAUACGGCUACCUAGACACAAUGUACCACCUCUGCGAAAUCAUCUCCCGGCGCCUCAACCCAGACGUCGCAACGACAGUAAGCUACGAGCAAAUGGUUGAAAACUGCGAGGCGGUAGAAAACCUCCGCAACAUGGUCGCCCCCAACAUCCGCAUCAAAGAACAGUGCAAACGCGCCAUCGACCGCCUCCAGCACUACGCCGUCCGCCUCCACACCUCCUUCGUCAUCUCCGUCUGCUGCCGCCCCGCCCUCCGCCGCGACUGCACGAAGCUCACCCCCGAGCAGAAGCGCCACCUCUCGGACAAGUGCCAGCAUAACCUCGCCGAGACGGUCCGCAUGUUCCUCGCCAUGCACCAGCUCUCUGUCAUCCCCACCCGCAGCUGGGCGUUUACGUAUCACGGCCUCUCAUCAGCUCUGCUCCUCGGUAUACUGGGUGAGACCAAGAACAGUCCGGAGGUCCGUCAAUUACAAGGCGACCUCAUCGCCGCGCUGUCCGCGACGGCCGCGAAGGAGGCCACCUCGCCCACGGCCCACAUCCCCAAGACGGACAAGGAUAUCGAGCUGUCUGGGCCGUUAUGGAGAGCGCUGACGGCGCUGCGCAACAUUUACGAGCACGGCACCAUUAUGGGCAUGUCACAGAUGAAGGGGACCGACUCGAGCGGUACCGGAAGCGGGGCGAGGACGCCGUUACCGCCAAUGCUCAUGGGCCCGAUGGGCAACAACGUCAACGGGAACAAUGACGGGAAGCCGUUUGGUAUGGACCCCCACCAGGACGCUGCUCUCGCCAUGGCCGAGAUGCAGAAUGGUACAACAAUGACGGAGUACACACCAAACCACAGCAUGGGAUACCCACCCGUCAGCAUGGAUAACAUUGCCAACCUGGACCCCUCAACAUACAUGUCGCCAAUGGAUCUCUACGAAUCAAUCUGGUGGGAAUCGCCCGACCCCUGGAACAGUGGCGUAGACACGAUGAACUUUGAUUUCGUAGCCCAGCCCCCGCCGGGUCAGCCUCAGCAGCAAUUCUAUUUUUAA
This is a messenger RNA of Colletotrichum phormii, 2346 nucleotides long. RefSeq names its product fungal-specific transcription factor domain-containing protein. Gene Ontology annotation, molecular function: carboxy-lyase activity; zinc ion binding; DNA-binding transcription factor activity, RNA polymerase II-specific. NCBI's taxonomy places the organism in Eukaryota, Fungi, Ascomycota, Sordariomycetes, Glomerellales, Glomerellaceae. The transcript has 8 exons. Gene Ontology annotation, biological process: DNA-templated transcription; regulation of DNA-templated transcription. The record is from RefSeq and is a predicted model, not a curated record. The coding region runs from base 1 to 2346 and encodes 781 amino acids.